AGUGCGUUUUGACUGAAAUGCACAUUAUAGAUCUCUUUCGGAUGUAGGUUGACUGCUACAAAGUGGAGAGCCAACCACUUUCAGGUGAAUGUGGUCUGAUGGUGUUUCAACAGCUUGUUCAGCUGUUUGUUUACAUUUUUUUUAACCAUGGCACGGGAGUUGGACGAGUUUCGAAACCACAUUGACGAAGUAUUUGAAUUCUAUGAAGAAUUGGAAAACGUGGCGCGAGCCCCGAAAAGAUAUUUAAGAAAUAUGCACGAUCCCUUUGAAGUUUAUCGAGACAGGGAAUUUCAAAUGAAAUAUAGAUUCUCCAAAAAUGUGGUUAGAGAUGUGCUGUAUCCAUAUGUGGAACACAUGGAAAAACUUGAUAAAAGAGGAUUGCCAAUACCAGCAAUUAGAAAAUUGCUUCUGUCUUUACGAUUUUUCGCAACAGGAAGUUUUCAGCAGGUUUGCGGUGACCUUGAUGGCAUAAGCCAGACUACAGCAGCUGGUGCAAUAAAAGAUGUAACUGAAGCACUGGCUAGUCAGCUAAGACAUCAUGUCAGACUGCCCAGGACAGAUGCAGAAAUGAAUUUUGCAAUGCAACAUUUUUUCGAUAUAGCAGGAUUCCCUGGUGUAGUGGCACUAAUAGACUGCACCCAUAUACCCAUAGCCAAUCCUGGUGCUGACCACGGUGAACUAUUCAGAAACAGACAUGGAAUAUUCUCCUUGAAUGUGCAGGUAGCAGUUGGUCCAAAUUACAAGAUUAUAGACAUUUGCACAACAAGACCUGGAUCCUUUCAUGAUGCCAGAAUAUUCAAUUGUUCUGGACUCAAAAUCUGCUUUGAAGAACACCGUUUAAAAGGUCUAAUGCUGGGAGACAAUGGCUAUGCCUGUCUUCCAUACCUCUUUACACCUCUUCUUCGCCCACAUACUGAGGCAGAAGUAAUGUACAACACUGCUCACAAACGCACGAGAAAUGCUGUGGAGAGAACCUUCGGUAUUUGGAAGCGGAGAUUCCGCUGCCUCACCAAGAAACUUGAAAACAAAGUGGAAAAUGCUGCUGCAAUCAUUUGUGCAACAGCUGUGUUGCACAAUAUCAGCAUAGAUGCGAAUGAACCAUUGCCAGAUGAUGAGUACCCAUGGGUGGAUGAAAUUGAUGUCGCUGCACCACCAAUGGGUUUGUUUCAUGGCAACAGAAAUGGUCAUCACUUCAGAACUGCCUUUAUUCAGAGACAUUUCAUGUAACACCUAUGUUAACUUUGCUAAAUUUCUGAAAUUUCAAAGCUUGCACAAACUCUUCAGUAAUUGUUUGAAAAUGCAAAUAUCUGUGCUUAUAUAUGUGAUUAGGUUGCAUAAGCAUGAGUUGUGGCAUAAUGCUUUACAUAUUAACACCUAGGAGUGAUUUGUAAGUGACAAACAAUAAUAAUAAUUUCAAACAUAA
Bacillus rossius redtenbacheri is the source of this 1423-nucleotide messenger RNA. RefSeq names its product putative nuclease HARBI1. The transcript has 3 exons. The coding region runs from base 148 to 1227 and encodes 359 amino acids. The record is from RefSeq and is a predicted model, not a curated record. NCBI's taxonomy places the organism in Eukaryota, Metazoa, Arthropoda, Insecta, Phasmatodea, Bacillidae.